AUGGCGGUAAAUGCCUCUGGCUACGAGCCUUCCCCCACCUGCUACCAAAACCAACCCAGUCGUUCUCGAGCCGAGCGAAAAGCUGCCGUUGAAGACUUCAUGGGAUUAGCUACGGCCAUCCCUGCCUUAAGCACCAGCUCUUCCCUGACCCCGGCCGGGCCAUGGGCUACAUCUGUGAAGCGGUACAGGUCCGAUGUUGCAGAAAUCAAUCUACACUCCAAUACACCCCUUCUAAGGGAGCUUUACAAAAGGCGCUCUCAGUGGGAACUGAUGAUCCGCGUCAAAUAUGCAAUGGACUGGAACCCCGUCUCCUUGUAG
This is a messenger RNA of Penicillium subrubescens, 318 nucleotides long. RefSeq lists its product as uncharacterized. The record is from RefSeq and is a predicted model, not a curated record. NCBI's taxonomy places the organism in Eukaryota, Fungi, Ascomycota, Eurotiomycetes, Eurotiales, Aspergillaceae. Bases 1 to 318 code for a protein of 105 amino acids. The transcript has 3 exons.